Messenger RNA from Antechinus flavipes (yellow-footed antechinus), 801 nucleotides. Its product is annotated as olfactory receptor 6C2-like. Gene Ontology annotation, cellular component: membrane. Gene Ontology annotation, molecular function: olfactory receptor activity; G protein-coupled receptor activity. Gene Ontology annotation, biological process: G protein-coupled receptor signaling pathway. The record is from RefSeq and is a predicted model, not a curated record. The coding region runs from base 1 to 801 and encodes 266 amino acids. The transcript has a single exon. NCBI's taxonomy places the organism in Eukaryota, Metazoa, Chordata, Mammalia, Dasyuromorphia, Dasyuridae.
AUGAGAAAUCACACAACUUUAUUCAUCCUGCGAGGACUGACAGAUGACCCACAACUACAGGUUUUGCUUUUUAUAUUUCUGUUUCUCAAUUAUACAUUGAGUAUAAUUGGGAACCUGACUAUCAUCACCCUCACCUUGGUGGAUCCUCACCUGAAAACUCCUAUGUAUUUUUUCCUUAGAAACUUUUCCUUCUUAGAAGUCUCAUUCACAACUUCCUGUAUUCCCAGCUACCUCUACAGCAUAUCAACUGGGGACAACACAGUUUCUUAUCAUGCUUGUGCCAUGCAACUAUUUUUUGUGCUCUUUUUUGGAGCAGCGGAGUUCUUCCUUUUAGCUACCAUGUCCUAUGACCGUUAUGUGGCCAUCUGUAAACCUUUACAUUAUACUACUAUCAUGAAUAACAAAGUCUGUAAUCGGCUCCUAUUGAGUUCUUGGCUGUCCGGACUAAUGAUUAUUCUCCCUCCAUUAAGCUUGGGUCUCCAGUUGGAUUUCUGUGACUCGAAUAUUAUUGACCAUUUUACCUGUGAUGCAUUUCCUGUGCUAGAGAUUUCAUGCACAGAUACAAAGUUCAUAGAGAAGAUAGCUUUGAUUGAUGCGAUAUUAACACUCAUCAUCACCUUAUUGUUUGUGAUUUGGUCUUAUGCCUCCAUUGUCAGAACCAUUCUGAAAUUUCCCUCUGCCCAGCAAAGGCAAGAAGGCAUUUUCUUUUCCUUCAAUUUGUCUUGUGGCUGGUCUGACACCAAAGAUGUUUCUGCAGUAACUGUGAAAGGAGCUAACAUCCCACCACUGGUAUGCUCAUGA